AUGGUAUCAGUUGAAAACAAAAAACAUCAGUAUGAAGGCAGCAUAAAUUGUAGCAUCGCAAAAACCUGAACAGAAUAAAUUUACAAUACCUGUUUUGUAAAGUUUAAGAACUACAACAAGUUUUGUAAGUUUCAAUAGUUAUUGAAAAAGGUCGUCGGUAAGUGAGGUGUUUGAACAAGUUUGAUAUGUUGUAACCUGUUCGCGAGUAAGCUGAAAAUGUUAGCUAACGUUUUGUUUCGACGUGGCUUUUUGAACAUGGCGUCUGCAUCUGAAAAACUGGGCAUGCGAGGAAACAAGCCGUUCACAGUUUUCAUCGAGGGUAACAUCGGUAGCGGGAAAACGACCUUCCUGAACCACUUUCAAAAGUUCAAGGACCGCGUUUGCCUGCUGACGGAGCCGGUGGAAAAAUGGCGCGAUUGUGGCGGUGUGAACCUGCUCGACCUGAUGUACAAGGAGCCUAACCGUUGGGCUAUGCCCUUCCAGACCUACGUGACCUUAACGAUGCUGAACGCCCACCAGCUUCAAACUGAUAAGAGUAUCAAACUUAUGGAAAGAUCGAUGUUCAGUGCAAGAUAUUGUUUCGUGGAAAACAUGUUGGCCAGUGGAAGUUUACAUCAAGGGAUGUAUAAUAUUUUACAAGAAUGGUACGAGUUUAUUCAUGCAAACAUUCAUAUCCAGGCUGAUUUGAUAGUUUACCUGAGAACGAGUCCGGAAGUGGUGUACGAAAGGAUGAUGAAGCGUGCCCGCUCGGAGGAGAGUUGUGUGCCGCUCAAGUAUCUUCAAGAACUGCACGAGCUUCACGAAAAUUGGCUCAUCCACGGAAGCUUCCCCCGAGCAGCGCCGGUUUUGGUGCUGGAUGCCGAUCUGGACCUGAACAACAUUAGUUCCGAAUACAAACGAUCGGAAACGAGCAUCCUGAAGCCGAUCCUGAUAGAAAACACCAACCAACAUCCCAUCCUUGCGUCGCCCAGUAAACGAACGAGAACGGAGAUGUAGACGAUGAUUUGACAAUAUCGUAUUUAGAACUUAUAUUUUUUGAAUAUAAAUAGAUAGAUUUUAUGUUUAAGGAAUAAUAACAUUUGUAUGCAUCACAAAGUAACCAUUUAGCAUAAUAAUACAGAAUUAAAAAAAAACGUGCUCUACUUUAAUUAACGAGCCAAAGAAGCAAAAAUUAAUAAAGUUAUUGCAAACGCAACUAACUCACUUAUAAUAAUAGCCACAACGAAGCUGACGUGGACGCCACUGAUGGGACAAUUACAAAGACUUCUAACUUAACAUCACCUUAAAAUUAAUGCAAUAUUUUCACAAUUCAUCAAAUUAUCUUCAAACGGACAUCCUGGUGGCGGUUACGUCACUUCGCACAACAUACAGCCACAGUACACCCAGUACGGAACCCAGUAUGAUCAGCUUUCUAAAAUGAUAUCUCCAAAUUACACAAAGUUACACAGCCGUGUCAUGGCGCGAUGCUUUGACGCGAUACCGGUGACACACAAUCCAUAUCUCCAGUGGUAAAGUUAAGUCCUAGGUUAAGGAACGUACUUUAAUUCUUUUUUGUACUACCUAAUGUUUGUUUGUGCGGUUAGUUUGUAGUUUGUAACCUCCGAAUAAUAUUUCCACAUUUAAUUUAUCAUAUUGAUUUCGUUUCGCGACUAGGAAAUAUUACCUAUCUAUAGCUUUGUGCAAUAUGAGGGAAAAGUCAGUGAAAUCGCUGCCGAUCUUGCACAUGGCGUCAUAACCGGAUUCAGUUUGUUUGAUAUGUUUUGCAGAGGAUCAGGAAAAAGACUUCUGGAGCAUCAUUUUAAAAGGGCGCAUAAGCAUUUUGACAGCUGGAACUUUUUUUUUGCAAAUUCCGAGACAAUAGGUAACUUUUUAACAAAACUACUUCGAAUUAUGUGAAAAAAAAAACCUAAAGCCAAAGAACUUGCUAAUUUUGUUAUCCUAUCGUGAUGCUUAUGCGUCAUUUUCUCGCGUUGCUCCAAAA
This is a messenger RNA of Culex quinquefasciatus (southern house mosquito), 1981 nucleotides long. RefSeq names its product deoxynucleoside kinase. Gene Ontology annotation, cellular component: mitochondrion; cytoplasm. The coding region runs from base 217 to 996 and encodes 259 amino acids. The transcript has 5 exons. Gene Ontology annotation, biological process: nucleobase-containing compound metabolic process. Gene Ontology annotation, molecular function: deoxynucleoside kinase activity; ATP binding. NCBI's taxonomy places the organism in Eukaryota, Metazoa, Arthropoda, Insecta, Diptera, Culicidae. The record is from RefSeq and is a predicted model, not a curated record.